Messenger RNA from Penicillium subrubescens, 192 nucleotides. RefSeq lists its product as uncharacterized. Lineage: Eukaryota; Fungi; Ascomycota; Eurotiomycetes; Eurotiales; Aspergillaceae. The transcript is spliced from 2 exons. The coding region runs from base 1 to 192 and encodes 63 amino acids. The record is from RefSeq and is a predicted model, not a curated record.
AUGGCCGGCGUUUGCAUCCGCUCGGUGAACAUCUUCCGUGACUUGCGACACAAUCAGAUCCGACGUGUAUUCCAAAGUUUGAAGGAGAAUCGUCUGGUUGCUGGUGGCUUCAAGAACGAGCGUGAACAUAACCGACAGCCCGGCACAUGCAAGCGCUGCUCGAGGACUGGCGCUGGCCGCGGUAUCAAUUAG